Messenger RNA from Cyclopterus lumpus (lumpfish), 1860 nucleotides. RefSeq names its product SET domain containing 9 (gene setd9). NCBI's taxonomy places the organism in Eukaryota, Metazoa, Chordata, Actinopteri, Perciformes, Cyclopteridae. The coding region runs from base 133 to 993 and encodes 286 amino acids. The transcript has a single exon. Gene Ontology annotation, molecular function: protein binding. The record is from RefSeq and is a predicted model, not a curated record.
AACAUGUUAUUAAAUAUUGACGAAUUCCGAUAAAAAUGUGCUUUUAUUUAGGAGCAACACGUCGGAAGUGACUCUAUAAUACAAGAAAAUAAGCUCUUUCCUCGAUGUCCCACCUGCCAGACGUCGAUCUGGAUGUUUAGAACUGCUUUUAAAAGAUUUCACAACAAAUGGAAAUCCUACAGACACAGGUUUGUACCUUGGGUGCUACUGAACCUGUCUAAAAAUGAGAAAACUUUGCGGCAAGUGACCGAGCGCUCGAAAGACAAACUCGUCCCGGAUGAGGAGGUUUCCAAGAGCCUGCUGCAGCUCUUCAGAGUCCUGCUCGGGAGCCGUGGGGCGGAUCAUGGGGAGCUCCUAGUUGUUCAAGCUCGCUUCCUCGGGCAAAUAACAAGUGAAGAAGACCAGUGUGGGGGUAUUGCAGUGUGUGGAGAGGAUGCCAUGUUACAGUCUCUGGGAUUCUGCCUUGAUCGGAAACCGAGUUCUUUACCCUCUGCAGGCACUGGAGUGUUUGUCACCAAAGGAUGUGUCUCCAAAGGAGCUGCAGUGGCGAUGUACCCUGGCACAGUCUAUCAAGCCUAUGAGCCAAUUCUUCUCCAGUCCAUCAAAAACCCGUUUAUAUUCAGGUGUAUUGACGGUGUCUUGAUUGAUGGAAAUGACAAAGGCAUCUCCAAAAUGGUGUUCAAGUCAUGCAGUGGCAGGGACAGAAUGGGGCCUUUUGUGAUGAGUGACACCAGCUGGCUGACAUCCAGUCCACAAAACCCACUUGCUGUUGGUCAGUAUGUGAACAACUGCUCCGACGAGACGCCUGCUAACGUGUGCUACCAGGAAUACGACGUACCGGACAAUUUCCCCACCCAGCUCUGCCAGUAUCUGCCUAAUGUCAACUACAGCCAUGACACACAGAGGCCUCUACGCUGUGUUGUCCUUGUAUCACUCAGAGACAUUACAGCAGGCGAGGAACUCUUCUCCAACUACUACACCAUUGUGCAUUAGAGUCAAAGUACACACCACUGUUCUGCUUUGGUGUCAGAACUGACGAAAAUGUACUUUUAUUAUUGUUUGUCUUCCUAAAAGAAGACAUUUUAAAUAAAUAAAUAAACUCUCUAUGUACACUAACAUUGUUCUGUAAUAAAGGUUAAACAUACCCUGUACGGAUUACUGCAAGACACAAAACUGCUCUUAUUUGACAGUGUUGCAGUGUAUAUAUGGAAUAUAUAGAAAGAUCUAAGAUUAAUUUGGCCAUGGAAACUGGUCUAUGUUCCAGACCUGUACAGUGAGGUCAGGGGCUUGUCCACGCUUUUAAACUGGGUUGACCCAAGUUUGCAACUGACUGUUUUCAGUAAAGAUAUCUCUUGAAUAUCUAUGGCAACACUAUCAGCUCUUUAUCCACAAUACACUAUAGGCAGACAGGGAGGAAAACAUAUAAUUGAACUUACUUAUAAAUGUGGCAUUUUCUCUCUCAGUUUCUUACAUUGCUCUGUUUAAACUCUGGUCUUACUUGUGAUAGGGCAGAUAGCAAAUCAUUGUAAUCAGCAGGCACCUAUGUGGCCAAUCAGAUUUCAGGGGUAGCUACUCCUUGGUCACGCCCCUACUUGGUGAAAGAGGUAUUAUACUGCUUUACUUACAGUUAAGGAACUUUUAACUCGUUACGAAACAGUCUACAUGUAAUACUGUUACCUCUAUGUGAGCUCCGUGGUAUGGGGAAGAGAUACACACCCGGCAACAGCACCUUCUCCUCCAACCAGGAGCAGAGCUUCAGCUUGCGAAGCCCAGGCCAUAUUACUGGGCCCGCUGAAGGAAAGGGAGAGAAGGGAUAAUCAGUACCAAGACUUUAAAAAGGAUUCUAGUGCUCAAUAUCAC